Molecule: messenger RNA, 3187 nt
Organism: Cladophialophora immunda
Lineage: Eukaryota; Fungi; Ascomycota; Eurotiomycetes; Chaetothyriales; Herpotrichiellaceae
Exons: 2
Coding region: 201-1262 (353 amino acids)
Biological process (GO): mRNA splicing, via spliceosome
Cellular component (GO): spliceosomal complex
Source: RefSeq, a predicted model, not a curated record
CCUUUCUCACCGGUCGACAACAACUGGACCCGACUUGAAGCUGCAACAUCUGUUUUCAGGAGGGUUAAUUUAUUUCCUUCUGAAGAACCAUGUCACCGUUAUCCACCCUAUAGCGAGUGUAUCCGCAUCUGAAGCAAGUCGCCACCAGCGCGAUACUUGUUCCUUUAGCCAUUCUCCUUCCUUCUCUUCAAUAUCAAAUCAUGGAAGACGUUCCGGUAUUCAGAGCCGCGAAGCGUAGGAGGUUUGCACGACUCCAGCAAGAAACACCAGUAGCAAACCCCGAGGCCGAUGUUUCUCAGACGGAUGACGCUUCGUUGGGCGGCGAAAACGAGACACUAAAUGAUGAUGGCAACGAAGGUGGAAUCUCAAGUCUCAUCCGUGCACGGAAGCACGUCCGAAAGGCUGUAUCUGGUGUUCAAUUCUCAAAUACGAAGGUUAUGCAACGAGCGGAUGGAGACACUGGCAUGGAGGUUGUCAAAUCAGAUCAGAAUGCCGACAAGCCCAUAGACAUCAACAACCGUUUUGUCGGAAGCACCGGGCAGGUUGUUAAUGUUGAUCAACAUAUGGUUGCUUUCAUAGACUCCGAAAUGGCUAGGAGACGGAGCCAUCUCGUCACCCCUUCAACCAUCUCUCAGGGGAACCUGGAGAAUGACACAUAUCACGAUGCUCCCUCGUCCAAUGAGUCAGGGUCGUUAGCCCAGAAGACACCUACAACCAAUCCCGUCUCCACUCGUCAAUUGGCCGAAGUCGACCUGGGGAAUUCUGUCCACGAUACUAAUCUGGCCCGCACGCAAGCUGCUCUCGAACGUGUCAAGGCUGGUCGAGCCCCUGUCGAAGAAGUGGACAAACCACCGAAGCCUCGAAAGCCGCGUCUGGGUCGGGACGGCAAACCCAUGCGGCCGCGACCUAGGAAGCGAAGGAACAGCGAAGACAUUGCGCGAGACGCUCUUGUGGAGCAGUUUCUGCAUGAGAAUAAAAUUGAUCUUUAUGAUACGAACUCUCCAGGGCUGGCAAGCGGCCGGUCCGCCGCUGGCGAAACCGCUGAAGAGGGUGAUACGGAUGAUCGCUUUGCUGAGCAAUUCCGGCAAGAUUUCAUGGAUGCAAUGGCCGAGAGGAGGACCAAGAAGCAUACCAACCAGCCAAAGGCUGCAGGUGUCUCGGAGUCGAGAGGUCCGAAGCUGGGAGGGAGUCGAAGCGCAAGAGCAAAGAUGAUGCAAUGGCAACAGCAACAACAGCAGGGGCAGGCGGGAGCGAAGAAGUGAGAGUCCAACUGGCAGCGUGGCGGAUCAGAUUGAUGAUGAUUAUGAUGAUCAAGCACUGCAAUACUUGGAUCUCUCACCAACACAUUGAGAGUCGUGCAAUUGAGACUAUGUUGCAUGAUUUUGUUGUUGUAAGCAAGAUUUAAACCAUCUCUCGUUGAGCCCAUCUGCUUCCGCUGCCUCGCCGUUCUGCAUGUCAGAUCAUUAUGACCGGCAGCUUCACUGAUGAACACCCUUUAGCCCGCGCUUGACUAACACCACCUGCAUCAUGAUCACCUGGAGCUCGGGGCUUCAGGUACAGAUAGGUGGAAUGGACAACUGACCGCAGGGGCCUCGAUGUGACCCGCUUGCUCGCGGUCGCGUCAACAGGUUUGUUGGAUCUUCUUCUCCGCUACUUGGCACAAGGCCAAGUCAAACGAUGAAAAAGAGAAAGGUGUCCAGAGGACAACCAUGAGAAGGUUCCAAAAAUUGAGCAUUGUCUAGACAAAAGUUGAAUAUGGGUUUUUCAAAAAUUCAAGGUGUUUUCAAAAAAGGAUUUGAAAACCUGUCCCGAGGGACAGAAAAAGGUUUUUGCACAAAAAAAAUUUUGAUGAAUCUGUCCAGAAGGACAAGAUUCUGUGGAAGGGGUUCCAAAAAUUGUGAUGUGAACAACAGUGGUUCACUGGUACUCAUCGAAUCCUGGGACUCGAGAUGAUUUGUGUGUGUCCCUCUUGGGGAACCUCAAACCAAGCUGCUGGUGUUCGAAAGAUCACACGGCAGUUUGUUUGAAGCUCAAACAAGACACAAAGUCUGAAGGUGGCAAGAAAGAGAAGGUACCACUUGACAAGCGCCAGGCAUAAGUGUAAGGCCUGGGGCAGUCCUCGCAACAGACCUUGAUCUCGGUUGACUUGAGGAGGGAAAGGAAAAAGAACAGAAGGUGUCUGAGAGAGAAAAAACCACAGAUAUUUAUGCCUUUUCGCGACGGGGCUCGUGCUUGGCGGCGCUGGCUCUCACUGCCUAGUAAGGUCCAGCGUGCUAAGGAUCAAUCGAGGGAGACUUGGCGUUGGCAAUGAACAGCAGGGCAGAAGGAUCUGGCAGCUCUGAAUGAGGUGCGGCAGAAAACGUUCCUAUGCGAAUGUUGUUGGCGGUCUGUGUCAUGUGACAAGGCUGCGUGACUUGGAUACUGGCUGUGGAAGAAAGGAGACGAAGGCCCCCUGGAACCCGGAACUCGCGUCACGCACUGCACCGCUCCUCCUUGAGCCUCUCUACUGCCACCUACGCACAGCACGAUAUCGAUCAGGUGUUUGGGUAUGUCCAGAAUGACGAAGGAGAAUGACAUGGCGAGAGCAAGCGGACCGAUACACAACCCCAAACAGAGAAAAAAAAGGGAGCAGUGCGCGGGCAGUCAGAAUGGAAAGGGAAAGCGCAUUGCCGGAGGAGAUGUGGAAGUGGACAUGGACGGACGGUGCGCUUGGAGGUAGGAAUGGAGAUGGAUUCUGGAGUGAGAAGCGGAGACAAAGCUCAGGGGGGACAACAACCCGAGCUGAAGGAUUGAGUGGAUGCUUUGCAUGGGUUCUGAGCAGAGAGCAGAGAGCAGAGAGGCCAAGGCAGGGCAAGGGCAGAGCAGAGGGACUGGAGAGUUGCAGGGUAGAGUGGGAGCAUGAGCCACCGUCCAUCAACCACCAAGGGCAGGGCAAGCUCGGGACAUGCUCAUUGAUAGAUGGCGCCUCUCAGCUCUCGUGGACGUGUGACAGCUUGAGAAAUGAAACGUCAAAAAAAGGAACGGACGGUAAGCACUUCCUCAUGGUCUUUUUCUUUCCAUGAAGUUGUCUCCUAUUUGCCCAUUCCCAUCCACGGGUUCAAGAAUCACCACACGUAUUGCCCGGUACAGAUUAAACCACAUCUAUAGAACAUAUACAGAGGAGCAAAGCACAUAUGCGGCUGCGGAG